AUGGCGCGCGGAGGGCUCACCGGAAGUGAGGUUCGCGCGCCCCCUCCCGCCAGCGACCCAGGAGGCGCCCCCGCCCGCGGCCUUCGGGAGCGCGCCCCCGCGCCUGCGCACAGGCCCCGCCCAGAGCGCCGCGCCCCGCCCACCAGAAGCCGCCGGGAGGGGCCGGAGAGACCCCAGGGUCCGCCAGCAACCCUGAGCCCCGCAGCCACCGCCCCGGCCUCCGCGAGUCCCCGACCCCCACUGCUACGCAUCCCCGAGUCUGCCCGCUCCCACGCGCUCCCCGCGUCCCCUGACGCCCCCCUUCCCCUGCCGUGCCCCGUGUCCUCGGCCCCGACUGCCUGGACCACCCGCCAGGCCCCCGCGGCCCUGGAGUCCUCCGGAGGCUCGCCCACCCCGCGAACCCGCCUUGCGCCCCCGGCGUCCCCACGCGCCCUUCUCCCCCCCCCACCCCCGCCCCGACUCCCCCGGCGGAUCGCCUGGGCGGGACGUGGAGCAAGGGGACCGGGGUUGCGGAGGCCAGCCGCAUCGCCCUCCCCCACCCCGAGCUCCUGCCCGCGGGCGCACUGGGGCGCUCAGGGGCUUGGCCCUUACCUCAUUGAGACACAUACUGGGGUCAUGGGGGUCAACCGAGGCUUCGAGACUUGCGGAGACCCGAGGGGCUACACAGGGCAGCCCGGCGCGGAGGGCCAGGCGCUUCUCUCUCCGACGCCCUGGACCCUGGGCCCAUUUCCGGGGACCCAACGGCCAAGACUCAGUAACAACAGAAACGUGCCUGCCGUGGGUGAGCACGGGCGGCACGAGCGACUGUUACGAGGUGGGGCCUACCGGCAGAGCGCGCGGGCGCGGAGCGCGGUGAUACCGGCAGGCGGGGGCCGGGCCUAUAGGCGCCGAGCCGGGCGGGCGGUCGGCCGCCGGGUCUCCACCCUCGACCUGAGCCGACCAGUCCUGAGCGCCCCUUUCCAGGCUCCGCCCACCGUGGGCCACGCCCGAGGCCCGGGAUUCGCCCGCCAGCCCACCAGGCCCCGCCCGCCGUGCCCGGCGCGGCUCAGGCCCCGCCCACGAGUCGUGGCCCCGCCCCGCCCCCCUCCAGCCCGCUGCCCGCCGUUGCGGCCUGUGGGUCCGAGUCCCGAGCCCGGUGGCUGCGUUCCCGGCGCGGAGCGGCAGGUUCGAGUCCUCGGCCCAGGAGCCCGCGGCCGUCCCGGUGCGCGCGCGGCGAAUCUGCCGCUGCGAAUCGGCGGGUGCGGCGGCGGCGGCGGCCUCGCGAGAGUCUGA
Messenger RNA from Rangifer tarandus platyrhynchus (Svalbard reindeer), 1272 nucleotides. The record is from the annotation of a GenBank genome assembly. NCBI's taxonomy places the organism in Eukaryota, Metazoa, Chordata, Mammalia, Artiodactyla, Cervidae.